CCCAUUUCUCGCAUUUGUCGCCGAGAUCCGCGUUCCUCUCCUUUGUCCCCCAAACCCUAAAUCUUGAUCCCCAUUUCCGGCUAAAGCUCGCUCUCAUUUCCUGCCAAUCCAUAUCCGAGGACAAAUCCGUCGUCCCUGCUGCGGGCAAUCCUCGGGUUCGCCUCGUCGUCGUCCGCCAUGUCGCGGGCUAGGGUUCCUCGCCCCUCUCGCGGCGCUCGCGGGGAGGGGCGUUCGGUAUACGACAACUGGGAGCGCCUCGUGCGCGCCACGCUGCAGAAGGAGCAGCUCCGCACCUCCGGCCUGGGUCCCGGUGGCCGGCCCGCGGAGGGGAUCGCCGGCGCCGUUCCCCCUUCGCUCGUAUCCACCAACAUCGACCAUAUUCUGCAGGCAGCCAACGAGAUCGAGGAUGAGGAUCCCAACGUCGCCAGGAUUCUUUGUGAACAGGCAUAUACAAUGGCACAAAAUCUGGACCCUAGCAGUGCAGGCAGAGGUGUCCUGCAAUUCAAAACUGGUUUGAUGUCUGUUAUCAAGCAAAAACUUGCCAAAAAGGAUGGAACUGCAAUUGACCGUGGACACGAUAUUGAUCUCUUAUGGGAGUAUUAUGUGAGGUUUAAGAGGCGUCAUCGAGUUGAUGAUAUCCAGAAGGAGCAUGAAAGAUGGAGAGAAUCAGGAACCUUCAGCACAGAGAUGGGAGUGAGAGCUGUCCAGAUGAAAAAGGUUUAUGCAACUUUGAAGGCUUUACUUGAUGUAUUGGCGGUGCUUGCUGGAGAAUCAGCUUCCGAUGGUGUUGGUAGACUUGUUAUGGAAGAGGUGAGAAAAAUUAGGAAAUCUGAUGCAACAUUGGGAGGGGAACUAAUGCCCUACAAUAUUGUACCUGUUGAUGCCCCCUCUUUAACCAAUGCUAUCAGUUUUUUCCCCGAAGUUAGAGCUGCAAUAUCUGCAAUUGGGUACCCUUCAGAAUUCCCUCGGUUUUCUGUUGAUUCUCAAGUUUCUCAGCAAAAAAAUCAGGAUAUGUUUGAUUUGUUGGAAUUCGUUUUUGGCUUUCAGAAAGAUAACAUCCGCAAUCAGCGAGAAAAUGUCAUUCUUGCAUUAGCAAAUGCUCAAGUUCGGCUAGGCUUACCUGCUGAAUCAGAACCAAAAGUUGAUGAGAAGGCUGUCACUGAAGUUUUCCGCAAAGUGCUAGACAACUAUAUUAAGUGGUGCAGGUACUUGGGUGCGCGAAUAGCUUGGAACAGUCUGGAAGCACUUAAUAAGAAUCGGAAGGUCAUCUUGGUUUCUCUGUACUAUCUUAUCUGGGGUGAGGCUGCUAAUGUCCGCUUUCUUCCUGAGUGCAUUUGCUACAUAUUUCAUCAUAUGGCAAAGGAUUUGGAUGCAAUCUUAGACUCCCAAAAUGCUGUUCCUCCUAAGAGUUUUAUUUGCGCUGAUGGUUCUGUAUCAUAUCUUAAGCAAGUCAUAUUUCCUAUUUAUGAAACUAUGGCAGCGGAAGCUGCUAGCAACAAUAAUGGAAAAGCUGCGCACUCUGCUUGGCGGAAUUAUGAUGAUUUUAAUGAAUAUUUCUGGUCUCCUUCUUGCUUGGAGUUAAAAUGGCCACUAAAAGAUGAGUCUUCAUUUCUCCUCAAGCCAAAGAAGUGGAAGAGGACCGGGAAAACUGGGUUCGUUGAGCACCGUACCUUUUUGCAUUUGUAUCGGAGCUUUCACCGGCUUUGGAUUUUCCUUUUCCUGAUGUUCCAGGCAUUGACAAUUAUUGCUUUCUACGAUGGGCACAUUAACUUGAAUACCUUCAAAGUAGUACUUAGUGUAGGACCGGCUUUUUUUAUCUUGCACUUCAUUGAGAGCUGUCUGGAUGUCCUACUCAUGUUUGGGGCCUAUAGUACAACCAGAGGCUUUGCUAUCUCAAGAUUGAUUAUAAGAUUUAUUUGGUUUGGCUGCAGUUCUACAAUUUUGACAUAUCUUUAUUUGAAGGUUUUGGAUGAAAGAAAUAAUAGGAACUCAGAUUCAACCUAUUUCCGCAUAUAUACCCUUAUUUUGGGUGUUUAUGUGGUUAUUCGUCUGACGUUUGCGGCAUUAGUCAAGAUUCCAGCUUGCCAUACUCUCUCGGAUAUGUCUGACCGGUGGCCUUUCUUCCAAUUCUUCAAAUGGAUUUAUGAAGAACGAUAUUUUGUUGGGCGUGGUCUUUUUGAGAAGACAAGUAGUUAUGCCCGGUAUGUGUUUUACUGGAUGGUCAUACUUACCUGCAAGUUUUUGUUUGCUUACUAUCUCCAGAUUAAGCCGUUGGUUGAUCCAACAAAAGUAAUUGUUGAACUGAAUGGUUUGCAGUACUCCUGGCAUGAUCUUGUGUCAAAGGGUAAUAGGAAUGCUCUGACUGUCCUUAGUCUUUGGGCGCCUGUCUUUGCUAUUUAUCUAAUGGACAUCCAUAUAUGGUACACCUUGUUGUCUGCUCUUGUCGGUGGUUUAUUGGGUGCAUUAGGUCGCCUUGGUGAGAUACGGUCUCUCGAUAUGUUUCACAAACGUUUUGAGAGUUUUCCAGAAGCUUUUGUGAAAAAUCUAGUCUCAUCCCAAAUGAAAAGAAGUAUUCCAAAUAGACCGCCUGCUCAGGAUUCUAAAGAUAUGGACAGGGAUUUUGCAGCGAAGUUCUCUCCCUUUUGGAAUGAAAUUAUCAAAAGCUUGCGGGAAGAAGACUACAUAAACAACCGAGAAAUGGAUUUGCUUUCUAUUCCAAGCAAUUCCGGGACCUGGCGGUUGGUCCAAUGGCCUUUAUUUCUCCUGACCAGUAAGAUACCAUUGGCAAUUGACGUGGCUUUGGAUUGCAAAGAUACACAAACUGAUCUAUGGAGCAGAAUCUCAAAGGACAAAUACAUGGCAUAUGCUGUUAAGGAAGUCUACUACAGUAUGGAAAGGAUUCUGGUUUCUGUAGUUGAUGGUGAAGGGAGACUUUGGGUGGAGAAGUUAUUCCAAGAACUUAAUAACAGUAUCUCAGUGGACUCACUGGUAGUAACUAUAACGCUUAAAAAGCUGCAACUGGUGUUGACAAGGUUCUCUGCCUUGGCUGGGCUUCUUAUAAGAGAUGAGACUCCUGAACUUGCCAUUGGUGCUUCAAAAGCUGCACAUGAAUUAUAUGAUGUUGUCACUCAUGAUUUCUUGACCUCAAAUUUGAGUGAGCAACUCGAUUCUUGGCAACUUUUAGCGAGAGCAAGAAAUGAAGGUCGCCUCUUCUCUAAAAUUUCAUGGCCCAGGGACAAAGAAACUAGAGAACAGGUGAAACGGUUGUAUCUACUUUUAACUGUAAAAGAUUCUGCUACAAAUAUUCCAAAGAAUUUAGAAGCCAGAAGGAGACUGCAGUUCUUUGCAAAUUCAUUGUUUAUGAACAUGCCGUCGCCGAAUCCUGUUUCUGAGAUGAUGCCUUUUAGUGUUUUUACUCCAUACUACAGCGAGACAGUACUCUACAGUUAUUCAGAUUUACGGGUUGAAAAUGAAGAUGGGAUUUCAACCCUUUUUUAUCUUCAGAAGAUCUUUCCAGAUGAGUGGGAAAACUUUCUAGAGCGAAUUAAAUCAACUGCAGAUGCUGUUGAAGAUAAUGAUAACCUUGAAUUGCGGUUUUGGGCAUCUUAUCGCGGCCAAACAUUGGCAAGAACAGUGCGUGGUAUGAUGUACUACAGAAGGGCCCUUAUGUUACAAAGUUAUCUAGAAAAGCGCUAUCUUGGAGGAAUUGAAGAUGGUUAUUCUGGAGCUGAUUACAUGAGUACACAAGGAUAUGAAUUGUCUCCUGAAUCGCGUGCCCAAGCUGAUCUGAAAUUUACGUAUGUCGUCUCAUGCCAAAUUUAUGGUCAACAGAAACAAAAAGGGGCUCAAGAGGCAGCCGAUAUUGCUCUCCUUAUGCAGAGAAAUGAGGCUCUUCGAGUUGCUUUCAUACAUGUCGAGGAAAAUGCAUUAGCUGAUGGAACAAUUUCUAAAGAUUUCUACUCAAAGCUUGUCAAAGCUGAUGCUAACGGAAAAGAUCAGGAAAUAUAUUCAAUCAAGCUUCCUGGAGAUCCCAAGCUCGGAGAAGGGAAACCUGAAAACCAGAAUCAUGCAAUCAUCUUCACCCGUGGGGAUGCUAUUCAAACUAUUGACAUGAAUCAGGACAAUUACCUAGAGGAGGCUAUGAAAAUAAGGAAUCUGCUAGAAGAAUUCAAUGGAAAACAUGAUCUUCGAGCUCCUACUAUUCUUGGUGUGAGGGAGCAUGUCUUUACAGGAAGUGUUUCAUCGUUAGCUUGGUUCAUGUCCAAUCAAGAAACUAGCUUUGUUACAUUGGGACAACGCGUUUUGGCAUAUCCUCUCAAGGUUCGUAUGCACUAUGGACAUCCAGAUGUUUUUGAUAGGACAUUUCACAUAACUAGAGGUGGCAUAAGCAAGGCAUCUCGUGUAAUCAACAUCAGUGAAGAUAUAUAUGCUGGGUUCAAUUCCACAUUGCGACAGGGCAAUAUUACACACCAUGAAUAUAUUCAGGUUGGAAAAGGCAGAGAUGUUGGGUUGAACCAAAUUGCUCUUUUUGAGGGUAAAGUAGCUGGUGGAAAUGGAGAACAAGUGUUGAGUAGAGAUGUUUAUCGACUUGGGCAGCUUUUUGACUUCUUUAGAAUGUUAUCUUUCUUCUUCACAACAGUUGGUUAUUAUGUUUGUACUAUGAUGACUGUUCUUACUGUUUACAUUUUCUUGUACGGAAGAGUGUACCUGGCACUAUCUGGACUAGAUUCUGCAAUAUCAACGAAGGCUAGGAUGUUGGGCAACACUGCACUAGAUGCUGCUCUAAAUGCUCAGUUCUUGGUUCAAAUUGGAGUUUUUACAGCAGUACCAAUGAUAAUGGGUUUUAUAUUGGAGCUUGGAUUAAUGAAGGCUGUCUUCAGUUUUGUUACCAUGCAACUCCAGCUUUGUGCAGUUUUCUUUACAUUUUCUCUUGGAACCAGAACCCACUAUUUUGGUAGAACGAUUCUUCAUGGAGGUGCCAAAUACAAGGCAACUGGUAGAGGCUUUGUUGUUCGUCAUAUCAAGUUUGCUGAAAAUUACAGGCUUUAUUCAAGAAGCCACUUUGUUAAGGCACUUGAAGUUGCACUUCUUCUGAUUGUCUACAUUGCAUAUGGAUAUACUAGAAAUGGUGUAUCUUCGUUCAUUCUUCUCACUGUCAGCAGUUGGAUCCUCGUGAUAUCAUGGCUAUUUGCACCAUAUAUUUUCAACCCUUCUGGAUUUGAAUGGCAGAAAACUGUCGAGGAUUUUGAUGAUUGGACUGCUUGGCUUCUGUAUAAAGGUGGAGUUGGGAUUAAGGGAGAGAAUAGCUGGGAAUCUUGGUGGGAUGAAGAGCAGAGCCACAUCCAAACACUUAGAGGAAAGAUCUUGGAGACUAUCUUGAGCCUCAGAUUUUUCAUAUUUCAAUAUGGAAUUGUCUACAAGCUGCAUCUCACUGGAGCUGAUACUUCACUCGCCAUUUAUGGUUUUUCAUGGGUAGUUCUGCUUCUAAUCGUCAUGAUAUUCAAGGUUUUUACCGUUAGUCCAAAAAAGACACAGAUUCAGCUGAUGAUGCGAUUGACGCAAGGAAUCGCUGCUAUAGGACUCAUUGCCGGACUUGUUCUAGUUGUUGCCUUGACAAAUCUGACAAUUCCUGAUUUGUUUGCAUGUGUGCUGGCAAUUAUACCAACUGGCUGGGCCAUAUUGUGUCUGGCUAUUGCAUGGAAAGGCCUAGUCCGAACUCUGGGAUUAUGGGACUCUGUUCGUGAAAUUGCUCGAAUGUAUGAUGCUGGGAUGGGCAUGGUUAUCUUUGCUCCUGUAGCAUUUCUAUCAUGGUUCCCAUUUGUGUCUACCUUCCAGUCUCGGCUUCUAUUUAAUCAAGCAUUCAGCCGAGGGUUGGAAAUCUCCCUCAUUCUGGCAGGGAACAAGGCAAACGUUCAGGCUUAAAAUAAUCUUUUGGGUGUCAACAAUGAGAUUAAGGCAUAUUGAUGUUUCAAAAAUAUUAAUUACCUUGAGUUGUGGCUUGCACUCUAAUCUGCAAAAUGUAUUGCACUAGAGCAGUGGUGUUACCAAUUCGAACCCCAAAAGCGGUCUCAUCAAUUGUCCUUGUAUGUUAUUUCAUAUUUUCUGGUGCAAUGUACAGUUUCAUUUUCUGGUGCAAUGUUAAUUUUAUCUUUUUAUGAUGUGCCA
This is a messenger RNA of Musa acuminata subsp. malaccensis (wild Malaysian banana), 6165 nucleotides long. Its product is annotated as callose synthase 10. Gene Ontology annotation, cellular component: plasma membrane; 1,3-beta-D-glucan synthase complex. Gene Ontology annotation, biological process: (1->3)-beta-D-glucan biosynthetic process. NCBI's taxonomy places the organism in Eukaryota, Viridiplantae, Streptophyta, Magnoliopsida, Zingiberales, Musaceae. Gene Ontology annotation, molecular function: 1,3-beta-D-glucan synthase activity. The record is from RefSeq and is a predicted model, not a curated record.